ACAACCAGAGAAGAACCUAAAAUAAUAUAAUAUUUUAUUUUUGCACAAACAUUAUUUAUUAUUCUAUAGGUUUUCACACCAAUAGAUGUCCUUUGUUGCAUUACUGCCAUCCAAUGAUUUAGUUAAUAGAUGACAGAGGUUGGGCCACAGGUACUUGAUAAAUAACAAGCAGAGAUAUUGUAAGUUAUUGAUAUCUCCAGCACAGUCCCAGUGUAUAUAACAUUUAAUGUUAUAUUGUUAUAAAUAUUAUAUCUAUAUUGUCAAUGAUAUGAUAGCAACCACUCUAUUAACUUUCUUGUGAUUUCUAUUUCAUUUGCUUCAUUGUGUGAUUCUUGGUAACACCCACUUACCUAUUAAGCACACAACCGGGAAGACUGGUUUGACAGUGAGAAUAGACUACAUAAUUCACAUUCUGUCACACAGAGCAUCAGUCACACAGUUUCACUGGAGCUGUUAGCUUAAGAACCUUGUUUACUUUGUAUUUCUGCCUUUGUGGAUUUUUUAAAUGUAUCUGCUGAUCAAUCUACUUUCUGUUUUCAAAGGUUAACAUAUUUUUGUCUCUUGGGGAAUUACUUAUUUUCAUUACAUCUGUUGAAGAUUUUAUUUUUGAGAACAGAUAAAAACAUGUCUCACCCCAGCACUCUGGACUUAGACAGAUAUAGCAGCUUGGAGAAAGCCCGGCGCUCCACCAGUCGUAACCAACCUCGAGUUCAGGCAAAGUUUGGUGAGGUGCUGUGUGACUUCUGCACAACAAGGAAGCAGAAAGCUGAGAAGUCCUGUUUGGUGUGCCUGGCGUCCUACUGUGAGACUCACCUGCAGUCUCACUAUGACUAUCCUGCCCUGAUGAAGCACAAACUGGUCAAAGCCACAGGUCAGAUGAGAGAGAAGAUCUGUGCUCAGCAUGACAAGCUGCUGGAGGCUUUUUGUCGUACCGAUGAGACGUCUGUGUGCGUGCUGUGCAUGAUGGAUGAACACAAACACCAUGAUAUAGUUCCGGCUGGAACUGAGAGGACUGAGAAACAGAAACAGCUUGGUGUGACACUGCACAAAUCUCAGCAUAGGAUUGACCAGAGGGUUAAAAAGUGGCAGGAUCUUCGUCAAGCAGUGGAAUCACUUAAACAUUCUGCUCAAACUGCUUUAGAAGAGAAUGAGAGGAUCUUCACUGAGAUUCUGCUUACAAUGGAGAGAAAGUACAAUGAGGCCAAGGAGAUGAUCCUCACGCAUGAGAGGACCACAGUGACACGGGCUGAGAUAGUUCUGGGCCGUCUGGAGGAGGAGAUCACCUUGCUGCGGAAAAAACACACUGACCUGGAGAAGCUUUCUCACACUGACGAUCACAUACACUUUCUACAGGGCUGGCAGUCCUUGUCAGGACCCUCAGGAUAUGAAGAUCUCAAUAACAUCAGUGUUGCCCCCAAUUACUCAUUUGACUCUACCAAAAGAGCCAUCGCGGCUCUUAAAGUACAGAUAGAAGAAAUAACCAAGACUGAAAUGAGCAAAAUCUCAGGAGCAGUGAAGGAUGUCUACAUCACACAGGAGGGAGAGACAAAGACAAAAAGAGAGUCGUCUGUAAGGGACGAACCACGGAUGAGAGAAGAACCACGGACAAGAGAAGAACCACGGACAAGAGAAGAACCACGGACAAGAGAGGAUUUUUUGAAAUACUCUUGUCAGUUGAUCCUGGAUGUGAACACCAUCCACCCCAACCUUCACCUGUCUGAGGGCAAUCGAGCAGCUACCAUGAAGACUGAGCCCAAGAACUACCCUGAUCACCCAGACAGGUUUGACCACUGGCAACAGGUUGUCUGCAAGGAGAGCUUGACAGGAAGUCGUAGUUACUGGGAGGUAGACUGGAGAGGAACAGAGAUAGACAUAGCUGUUACUUACAGAGGGAUCCGCCGUAAAGGAAACGCAAAUGAUUGCAGCCUGGGCUGGAACGAAAAGUCUUGGAGUCUGUACUGCUCCGAGUCCAGUUUCUCCUUUGUGCAUGCUAACAAGAGGAAAGACAUUCCAGUUCCGUCCUCGUCUCGCAUUGGUGUCUAUGUAGAUCGGGCAACAGGGACACUUGCAUUUUACAGUGUCUCCAAUGACAUGCAACUACUGCAUAAAGUCAACACCACAUUUACAGAACCUCUGUAUCCAGCUUUUAGUGUAUGGGGCUUUGGUACCACUAUAAGACUGUAGGAGAGUGACCGCAUCUCUGCUUUAUUCCAGUAAAACAUUCCUUAUAUCUAUAUCUAUCUAUAUAAGACUAUACAUAGUGUAGAUUGAUCAUAUGCAUUGACCAUUCAAAGUGUUGAUAGAGUAAUUUGUCAUUAUUUUAUAAGUUAACAUUUUUGUAUAGGUAGAUCACUAAAUUUGUGUAGGGCGGAUUAAGUCUGAAACAGUUCAAAGCUAAAUGUUUAACAUUUAACUUAAAUUAUCAUGUUUUUUUUUCUUAAUUUUCAAAAAAUAUUAUUAAGUAUACAUACUUUAGCUAGUAAACCUCGCUCUGUGACAUAAAUCAGUUGAAAUAGAUUUUUUGUAUCGUUUGUAAAUAUAUUUUUUUAAUCUGUUCAAAUUCUUUGACUUUUUAUCUGAUCUUUUCAAAUCUGCCUUACAGAGCGUGAACCCGAACAAAGUUACUGAAACUUGUGUAAAUGGUGUUAACGUAAACUGAGAGAAUAGUCGUAUUCGUCUUCUGUCUCACUUUAUCUGGAAUUAAAUGUUAACAAUUAAUCUCAGC
Cynoglossus semilaevis (tongue sole) is the source of this 2725-nucleotide messenger RNA. It is a transcript of the gene ftr14l, whose product is annotated as finTRIM family, member 14-like. The transcript is spliced from 7 exons. Lineage: Eukaryota; Metazoa; Chordata; Actinopteri; Pleuronectiformes; Cynoglossidae. Bases 625 to 2184 code for a protein of 519 amino acids. The record is from RefSeq and is a predicted model, not a curated record. Gene Ontology annotation, molecular function: protein binding; zinc ion binding.